ACAAUGGGGCGCACUUCUCAGCUUCUAGAGCUCCUACCCCAGCAGUGGCAGCUUCUUCUGUCGUUCAUUCUCCCACUCAUCGCCCUCGUCUUCCUACACCGGAGAUGGAACAGACCCGGUGGCAUCAGGCUGCCACCAGGGCCCUGGAAGCUGCCCCUCGUCGGCAACCUCCAUCAGAUCGGCCCGUUGCCCCACCGGAGCCUGACGACGCUCGCAAAGCGGCACGGGCCGGUCAUGAUGCUGCGCAUGGGCACAGUUCCGACGGUGGUGCUGUCCUCGCCGGAGGCCGCGCGGGAGGCUCUGAAGACGCAUGAUGCGGACUGCUGCAGCCGGCCUCCCUCCGCCGGGCCGCGGCUGCUGUCGUACGGCUACAAGGACGUCGCCUUCUCCCCAUACAGUGACUACGUCCGCGACAUGCGCAAACUUUUCAUCAUCGAGCUGCUUAGCCGCCGCCGCGUGCAGGCCGCUUGCUACGCUCGUGAUACCCAGAUGGGAAAUCUUGUGAAGAACCUCACCAAUAAUGGUGGAAAGCCCGUGGCGGUUGCCGACCAUAUAUUUGCCACGCUGGACGGGAUCAUCGGCUCUUUCGCCUUUGGGGAAAACUACGCGGCGGAGCAGUUCAAGGGGCAGUUUGUCCCCGUGCUGAAUGAGACCAUGGACCUGCUGAGCGGCUUCUCUGCCGAGGACUUCUUCCCCAACAGCGUUGGUCGCUUCCUCGACAAAGUUACCGGCAUCAAGUUUCGCCGAGAGAGGAUCUUCAAAAAGCUUGAUGCAUUCUUUGAACAAGUCAUCGACCAGUGCGUCGACGACUAUCCCAGACGCGGAAGGCAGCCCGGUGAGAAGUCUGCGUCUGUACUCGUGCAAGAGCUUGUGGACCUUUGGAAAAAUUCUGCUGGAGGCACCAACAGCUUCACAAGGGAACAUGCCAAGGCCAUCCUCAUGAACACUUUCAUCGGUGGCAAUCACACUAGCUCAGUGACUAUAAACUGGGCAAUGGCCGAGCUAAUUCGGCAGCCAAGGUUGCUCGGCAAGGUACAAGACGAAAUUAGGGCCGUUGGAGGAAAGACAGAGCUCCUGCAGCACGACGACAUGCCCAAGCUGAAGUACCUGAAGAUGGUGGUGAAGGAGACCCUGCGGCUGCAUCCCCCGGCGACGUUGCUCGUCCCGAGGGAGACCACACGGCAGAUUCAGGUCGCAGGAUACGACAUCCCAGCAAAGACAAAGAUCAUCGUGAACGCAUGGGCUAUCUGUAGGGACCCCAUCGCGUGGAAUGAUGAUCCGGAGGAAUUUCGUCCGGAAAGGUUUGAGGACAAGGAUGUUGACUUCAAUGGCGCACAUUUCGAGCUUCUGCCGUUUGGUUCGGGACGACGGAUCUGCCCGGGAUUGGCCAUGGGCGUGGCAAACAUCGAGUUCAUCUUGGCCAACAUGCUCUACUGCUUCAACUGGGAGCUCCCUGAUGGAGUGAGGAGUGAGGAUGUCAACAUGGAGGAGGCAGGGGCGCUGACUUUUCGAAAGAAGACGCCGCUCAUUCUGGUACCGACAAGGUAUUCAGUAUGUGUCCUUGAUUGAAAUGGUUUAACUGGCAGAACGAUCAACUUAUCUGCGUUGCAUUCGCUGUCCAGUUUUGUGUUUCCUUUUACCUUUGCCUUCUACCUACAAUAAGGGCACUCCACGUCUGACUUGUUACUUUUCUUGGUUGAUUGAUCUGCUCGUAUGACCUAAUUUUAUGGAGAAGGGUGAGAAGUUAAACCCCUGUUAAUGAUACUAAAUCUGGACCGAGCUUAGCCCCUGUAUCAACGAGUUCGACAUUGAUUUAUCAUCCUACGGAACAUUGUUAUCUUGACCUGUUGGCCAAGGGGGAACGUUUACUUUAUGUUUUUUAUUUGAUCC
Molecule: messenger RNA, 1890 nt
Organism: Hordeum vulgare subsp. vulgare (domesticated barley)
Lineage: Eukaryota; Viridiplantae; Streptophyta; Magnoliopsida; Poales; Poaceae
Product: 4-hydroxyphenylacetaldehyde oxime monooxygenase-like
Exons: 3
Coding region: 4-1569 (521 amino acids)
Molecular function (GO): oxidoreductase activity, acting on paired donors, with incorporation or reduction of molecular oxygen; monooxygenase activity; iron ion binding
Source: RefSeq, a predicted model, not a curated record